Molecule: messenger RNA, 2193 nt
Organism: Pedinophyceae sp. YPF-701
Lineage: Eukaryota; Viridiplantae; Chlorophyta; Pedinophyceae
Source: the annotation of a GenBank genome assembly
AUGGUCGCGCGGACGCAGCACCUGCGCUCGCGGUUGAGUGGAGGUGGCGGGCGCGUGGGGCGUGGGUGGGGCGCGAACGCGACGGAGCCCGAGGGGACGAACGGCAGCGUCGCCACGGCGGCUGACGCCGAGAAGGCCACGUCGAACGGCGCGGAGAAGCCGAUGACCGACGAGGAGAAGAAGAUCGCGGAGGCGGUUGAGGCGGCGUUCGCGCUCGAGGACGAGGUUCCCUACGUCGAGCCCUCCGACCUGCAGAAGCUCGCGACCUCCGCGAAGCUCCUCUUCGCGCGCCCCUGGAGGCGCUUCAAGAAGGGCUCGGUGCUCACGCUGAAGAUCUCUGGCGACAUCGGCGACGUGAAGUCCGGCUCGCCGUUCCGCGGGGAGUCGAUGUCCGUCCCGGCCAUCUGCCAGGCGCUGCGCAACGCCGCCGUCGACCCCCGCGUCGCCGGCGUCGCGAUCAAGAUCGAGCCCGUCGCGGCGGGCUGGGGCAAGCUGCAGGAGCUGCGGCGGCACCUGGCGCACUUCAACAAGAGCGGCAAGUUCUCGCUGGCGUACAUGGAGCUCGGCGGCGAGAAGGAGUACUACCUCGCGUGCGGGUGCAACGAGAUCUACGCCCCGCCGUCCGCCUCGCUCUCUCUGCGCGGCGUCAAGGUAGCGGGCACCUUCCUGCGCGGCGCGCUCGAGAAGGCGGGCGUGCAGCCCGAGGUCCGCCGCAUCGGCAAGUACAAGUCCGCGGGCGACCAGUUCCUGCGCAAGGACAUGUCGGAGCCGCAGCGGGAGCAGCUCACCGCGCUGCUCGACGCCAUCUACUAUCACUUCUGCGAAUCGAUCGCCGAGGCGCGCGGAAAGACUGCGGAGGAGGCGCGCGAGCUGCUCGACCGCGGCGUGUACGAGAUGGAGACGCUCCAGGAGGAGGGGUGGCUGACGGACCUCAAGUAUGAGACCGACCUGACUAAGGUCAUCGCGGAGAAGCUCGGCGAGGACGUCAAGACCAAGGUCGCCAAGGGCAAGGGCAUCCCGAAGGUCGGCUUCCGGAAGUACGCCCGCGUCGACCCGUCGACCUUCGGCACGGAGGGCGGCCGGAAGGUCAUUGCCGUAGUGCGCGCCGCCGGUGCGAUCACCGGGACGGGCGACGAGGAGCAGGCCGGGCAGAUCAACUCCGGCCCCGUGAUCCGCAAGAUGCGCGCGCUGCGCAAGGACAAGCGCGUCGCCGCGAUCGUGCUCCGCGUCGACUCCCCCGGGGGGUCGGCGCUGGCGUCAGACCUCAUGUGGUAUGAGAUCCAGCAGACCGCCAAGAAGAAGCCCGUCGUGGCGUCCAUGGCGGACGUGGCCGCGAGCGGCGGGUACUACAUGUCGAUGGCGUGCCGCAAGAUCGUGUGCGAGCCCCUGACGAUAACGGGCUCCAUCGGCGUCGUCACGGGGAAAUUCUCGCUCCAGGAGCUCUACAACCGCGUCGGCUACGCCAAGGAGACCAUCUCGCGCGGCAGGUACGCAAACUUCCUGGGUGAGGAGCGCCCGCUGACGGAGGACGAGAACGAGCAGUUCGACCGCGAGGCUCAGCACGCGUACGAGUCGUUCCGCAACAAGGCCGCGGCGUCGCGCGGCAUGGAGCCGGAGAAGAUGCAGGAGUACGCGCAGGGGCGCGUCUGGACCGGCUCCGACGCGCUGGAGCGCGGGCUGGUGGACGGCCUCGGCGGCGUCAACAAGGCGGUCGCCGUGGCCAAGGCGAUGGCCGGGAUCGGCGCGGACGAGCGCGUGCGCGUGAUGGAGGUGUCGCGCGGGAAGAUGAGCCCGCUGCAGGCGCUGUCGGGCGGCGGGGCGUCCGCGGGCGCGAGCCCGCUGCUGGAGGGCGCGGACGACGACUGGGCGCCCGUGCGGCCGUUCAGCGCGGCUGCGGCGGCGCUGACGGACGCGCUGGCGCGCGCGGUGGUCGGGUCCGCGAUGCAGGCGGGUGGCGCGGCCGUCACGGGCGCGCUCGGCACGAGCGCCGUGCAGGGACUGGUGGGAGCGGCGGUGUGGCAGGCGGCGGGCGCGGCGCUGGCGCAGGGUGCGGCGACGGGCCAGGCACAGGCCGUGCUGUCCGACCCGGAGGUACUGGGCAUCACGGGCGCGGGCAGCACCGCGGCGGGGAGCGCGCAGGCGUCGCUGGACGGCGUCGCGGGCUGGGACGGCGACGUGCGCGGCUCGAUCUAA